AUUUUAUUUUUAUGAUGAUGGAAGGUAUUUACUGAAACGGACCAAUUUUCAAAGCUUCUAAUGGAAGGCGGGGGUACACGAAAAGGAGUAGAAGCUUAUGUAUAAACCCGCUGCAGUUUUCAUCUGUUGCCCCUUUACUCUACACACCACACCGGUACACAAGGAGUUGUUGAUCUGCUGCGGAAUAAAAUAAUCAGUGCCCAGUGAUGGAUAUUGACCCAGACGAUGUGUUUCGGGACGAUGAAGACCCAGAAAAUGAACUUUUUCAGGAACGAGAUUCCACCAAAGAGAUGUUGGUGUACUUAGUAGAUGCUUCCCCCAAAAUGUUCUCCACUACUUGCCCUUCGGAAGAUCAGAAGGACGUUACUCACUUUCAAGUUGCUGUCAGUUGCAUAGCACAAUCUUUGAGAACUCAAAUUAUAAAUAGGUCUUAUGAUGAAGUUGCAAUAUGUUUCUUUAAUACUAGGGAAAGGAAGAAUUUGCAGGAUUCAAAUAAUGUUUAUGUUUUUAAUGUUCCUGAACGAGAGGAACUAGACAGGCCAACUGCUAGGCUUAUCAAAGAAUUUGAUUCUAUUGAAGAAUCAUUUAGUAAAGAGAUUGGGAGCAAAUAUGGCAUCUUACCUGGGUUUCGUGAUAAUUCUCUUUACAAUGCUCUUUGGGUUGCACAAGCACUGUUGCGUAAAGGGUCUGCAAAAACAGCUGAAAAAAGGAUUCUAUUAUUCACUAAUGAGGAUGAUCCUUUUGGGAAUAUCAAGGGAAUGACAAAAAUGGAUAUGACGAGAACGACAUUACAGAGAGCCAAAGAUGCUCAAGAUCUUGGCAUCUCUAUUGAACUUCUCCCCUUGACUAGACCAGAUGACGAGUUCAACGUGUCCCUUUUCUAUGCUGACUUGCUUGGAUUGGAGGGAACCAACCUGACUCAGUUUAAGGCCUUGGUGGGAGAGAGAUUUGAAGACAUGAAAGACCAAUUGAGAAAGCGGAUGUUCAGGAAGCGCAAAAUACGGAGACUUAAGUUUAUCAUUACCGAUGCCAUUUCUAUUGAAGUGAAUACCUACGCUUUAGUUCGUCCAACUAAUCCAGGAACAAUCACUUGGCUUGACUCUGUCACUAACCUUCCUCUAAAGACUGAUAGAUCUUUCAUCUGUGCGGAUACUGGUGCUCUGGUGCAAGGGACUCCCAAACUUUUUCAGACUUACAAGAAUGAGAGUAUCAUGUUCUCGACGGAUGAGCUGUCUGAAAUUAAGAGAGUUUCAACUGGACCUCUUCGUCUUCUAGGUUUCAAGCCAUUAAGUUGCUUAAAGGAUUAUCACAACUUGAAGCCAUCGACCUUUGUUUUCCCAAGUGAUGAGGAAGUGGUUGGAAGUACUUGCAUUUUCAUUGCUCUCCACAGAUCCAUGUUGCGACUGAAACGGUGCCCUUUGUCCUUUUAAACGCUGGUUAUCUUGAAGCAACCUCAACUUGAAUCCCUUUCUUCUGUUUCCUUAAUAUACAGAAAGGUGAGAUUUUUU
Molecule: messenger RNA, 1508 nt
Organism: Olea europaea var. sylvestris
Lineage: Eukaryota; Viridiplantae; Streptophyta; Magnoliopsida; Lamiales; Oleaceae
Product: ATP-dependent DNA helicase 2 subunit KU70
Exons: 14
Coding region: 207-1430 (407 amino acids)
Biological process (GO): cellular response to X-ray; double-strand break repair via nonhomologous end joining; telomere maintenance
Cellular component (GO): nucleus; Ku70:Ku80 complex
Molecular function (GO): telomeric repeat DNA binding; damaged DNA binding; double-stranded DNA binding
Source: RefSeq, a predicted model, not a curated record